Molecule: messenger RNA, 657 nt
Organism: Ostertagia ostertagi
Lineage: Eukaryota; Metazoa; Nematoda; Chromadorea; Rhabditida; Trichostrongylidae
Source: the annotation of a GenBank genome assembly
AUGUCAGCAAAUGACAGUGGUGAGAUGCCGCCGUACGAGCCGUCGGACCUGAUCGUAUCAGUCGUGUUUUCUUGUUAUUUGUUUUACACUGCUGCCAUUGUCAUUGGUAUUCCAUGCAACGUCAUUACCAACGGUGUCGGCCUAUGUCUGUUCGUGAUGGCAGUAGCUGAUAUCGGAUCGUUGUGCUCAAUUCUCAUACACUAUGUGCUCAGCAUUUUCACCGCCACAGAAGUGGUCGCCGACUAUAUUGGCGUUGAGUGGCUGGAUAUUAUUUGUAAGCUUGCCACUUUAUCAAUGCACAUCUCGACGUUCGUGUCCAUCUGGAGCUGGCUACUUAUGUCAACCUUACGUUAUCUUUCUGUCUAUCAACCACUUCUGUACAUACGAUUAUGGAAAUUUCCUACAAAGGGCGGCUGCACAAUGGUGUCAUUAUUUGGUUAUCAACAGAUAAAUAAAGCAUUUCUGCUUAUUGAAAGCACCCUAUCAUUCAUCAUUCCCACGCUGACGAUCGUUUAUAUGGACGCCUCGGUUCUGCUUGGUCUUCGAUUCAAAAAGAUGACCACAAAAGCUGAACGGCCGGAUCUGAGACGGAAUAUCGCCCCCAGUCCAAAUGAACUCUGGAUAUCUUUGGCGAUGGCUCGUGAUUGCGCUCAUUGA